AUGAAGUUGUUCCUAUCCGUGGCUAUUCUGAUCCUCAGCGGAAUCAAUGUUUCUGCGGCGACAUCGGCGCAGGCCGCCCCCUCGCUUCCAAAAGAGAAAGGGGAAAUUCAUCCUUCUGACGUCCAUCCCGCUUUCGACGACACGAAGCCACCAACGAAUAAAUCAAACAGCUGUGGCAAGAAGGUAGAUGCUGCAAACGGUAGCCCAACUCCGUUGCCGCCUAAGGAGAAAGGGGAAAUUCUCCCUUCCCAAGUCGUGCCUUUUUUCGACGACACGCAUCCCCCAACGAAAAAGAUAACUACCGAUGGUGCCGCAAAUGGCAGUCCGUCGCCGUCGGAUCCAAAAGGGAAACGGAUAAUUCAUCAUUCCGAAGUCCAUCCGGCUUUCGACGACACAAAGCCACCAACGGAAAAGAUAACUAGCAAUGGUGACGCAGUUAAAGGUAAUCCAACUCCAUCGGAUCCGAAAGGAAAACGUGAGUUUAUACGGAUUCAUGUCCUACCCCUUGUUGACGAUACUCAUCCACCGGCGGGGAAGUUAACCAACACUGGCGACGAAUCAAAGAGUAAUCCGACCCCGGCGCCCAAGGAGAAAGGGAGAAUUGCGCAUUUCAGCGUCCUACCCCUUGUUGACGAUACUCAUCCGCCAGCGGGGAAGUUGACCACUGGUGGUGCCAAGGAUGCUGCCUCUAAUGGUGAUACCUCUCCGCCUGAUCCAAAAAGCAAAGGGGAGAUUAUAAGGAGUGCAGUCCGAAGACUUGUUGAUGACCCGAAACCGCCGACUAAUAACCCCAGCAGUGCUGGCGGGAAGGUAGGCGCUGCGAACGGUAAUCCGACUCCGCCUGAUCCAAAAGGAAAACGUGAAUUUAGAGAAAUUCAUGUCCCAUCCCUUGUUGACGAUACUCAUCCGCCGGCGGGGAGGUUAACCACUGGUGGUGCCAAAGUUAAAGGCAAUCCAACACCGUCGCCGCCUAAGGAGAAAGGGGAAAUUAAGCAUUCCAAAGUCGAACCUGCUUUCGACGACACACAGCCACCAACAACGGUGACAAGCAACGGCGACGAAAAUAAUGUUGCGGCAACCGGGAAAGCAUCUAAAGGGUCUAGGGGAAAGAUGUUUAAUUUCCAACCCACUCCCAUCGUAAACAUUGAUGUUGAACCGAAUCCACACGCAUCACCGGAGGAGAUGCUGAAGGUUCGCAUUCGUGUCCGGCGUGCCGGUGACGACUCAAAAACGUCAACUGGUGAGCCCAGCAGUGCUGACGAGAAGGCUGCAGCAGCGUCUAACGGCAGUCCUUCGCCGUUGCCGCCUAAAGAGAAAGGGGAAAUUCAUUAUUCCGAUGUCCGUCCGGCUUUCGACGACACAAAGCCGCCAGCAGAAAAGAUAACCAAUACUGGGGGCAAGGCCAACCCAACUCCGUCGCCGCCUAAAGAGAAAGGGAGAAUUAUGCCUUCCACCGUCGUUCCCGAGUUUGACGACACACAGCAGCCGACGCAUAAGCCCAGCAGUGCUGAUAAGAAGGUAGGUGCUGCGAACGGUAAUCCAACUCCGUUGCCGCCUAAGGAGAAACGGGAAAUUCAUCCUUCCGAUGUCCCAUACCUUGUUGACGAUACCCAUCCCCCAGCGGAAAAGAUAUCUAUCGAUGGUGACGAAGUUAAAGGUAAUCCAAUUCCGGCUUCGCCUAAAGAAAAAGGGGAAAUUGCGUAUUCCAGAGUCGAACGUCUUGUUGACGAUGAUACUCCUCCGACGAAUUAA
Messenger RNA from Babesia ovata, 1752 nucleotides. RefSeq lists its product as uncharacterized. The record is from RefSeq and is a predicted model, not a curated record. Bases 1 to 1752 code for a protein of 583 amino acids. Lineage: Eukaryota; Apicomplexa; Aconoidasida; Piroplasmida; Babesiidae. The transcript has a single exon.